AUGAGGCCACCAAAACGGGUAAAUCUGUCAAGCGGGAGGGAAGCACGAGUCAAGACUGAAAGCAAAAACUCGCCUCGUCUCACGGAUGCAGCGGACAAUGCUCACCAUACUGAGCGGCCUACUACCCCUAAAGGCCAGACCUUGAAUUCUACAAUCUACCCGACGCCUUCCUCUCCUAUCGGUGGGCUGCCUGCUAAGGAGCCUUCGUAUCAAUCUCACUUUGUCAAUCCCAAGUCCCCGAUCUGGAAUUCUGGGAACUCACUCGAGCCUGAGCUGCCUGACGACGACGAUAGAGAUCCAUCCUGGGACUCUCCCAAGUCACUAAAGAGAGGUAGAAGUUUGUCCAAAGGAGCAGACGACGAUGACCUAUAUCGUCCUCCGUCUAAGGCUGUUAAAACGGCCUUUUCCAGGCGACAGCUUCUUCUCACCGGUGCUGAUGACGGACUGAGCGAUGACGAAGAUGACGAAUACGAAUAUGAUGAUGAACGUGGUGUCUCCAAAAAAGAGACAAAAGGCGUUGUUUACGAUUUCUCUCUGGAGCGAGCCAAGCGCUGGGCUGCAGCUGUCAGUCUGCCCGAGGACGCUUGGGGUGAAGCAGAAAAAGAGCUCUUCUUCCGGCUGGCAAUGCGCGGUUUCGAGCCUCUACUGCCCCGGCACUGGCAACAUGACUUUUCGACGCUUCCUGAUACCAUGUUUUCUCUUCCCGAAGAUGAAGCAAUUCCCAUUAUUCGAGCCUUCAAGCACUCCGAUUUUCAUGCUAUCAAGUCUCUUCUCGGCUUGUUCUCUCUCGGUGGACAAGUGAGAGACUGCAAUUUUCUACGGACCAGACCAGAGGACAAGAUCAGAAGAGCAAUCAAGAAAUAUGUCCACUGGGCUAUGCGGGACGCAGAUAUACACAACAAACCCGGGACAAUCCCCGUGUAUACUAUCCGCGCCCAAAAAGAAGGAGAAUCGGUCGUUUAUGCAGUCUCAGAGCUCAACAACCGUCUAGGAAAACUAGCAAAACGGUACCACGACGCACUAGGAAUGUCACUACGCAGCACUAGUCCACGCAAAGUCAAAACAGCAGGUGCUCAGAUAAAGCAAGAACUCGACACCGAUAUGAGAAUCACUUCUCGUCGCAAUUUUCCCCUCUUAGUCGGCUUCGUGAUAUGCGGUCCAAUUGUUGCCAUCUUGACUCUCGACACCGAUCCGCUGAGUCCAAAGGGUUGGGGCGAGGGUACGGGGAGCAAGUUCAUCUCUCAGUUUGAUGUUGGAGAGCGGGGACAGGAUGUUUGGACUUCAUUGGCUCUUGCGAUUACGAUUAUGCAUAUUCGGAAGACUGUGAUACAGUUGGCGGAUGGUGGUAAGGGUGGGUUUUGUAGGAAUGGGGGAGAUGUGCUUGUUGGUGAGGAUGAGGAUCUUUGA
This is a messenger RNA of Aspergillus glaucus CBS 516.65, 1407 nucleotides long. RefSeq lists its product as uncharacterized. The transcript is spliced from 2 exons. NCBI's taxonomy places the organism in Eukaryota, Fungi, Ascomycota, Eurotiomycetes, Eurotiales, Aspergillaceae. The record is from RefSeq and is a predicted model, not a curated record. Bases 1 to 1407 code for a protein of 468 amino acids.